UAAAUCCCUGUGAUGUGAGAUUCUGAUUUUGAUAGAUUAUAUGGGAAUUGGACUAAUAGACGGGUUCUUGCUAAAAGAUGACCUAAUGCCUAAAAGAAACUUCACGGCCCGCAGUCCGCAGUCGAUUUUUCGGCUGGUACCUGAAGUUAAAUGAUGAUGAGUUCCUAAACAAUUUCAUCACCUCAAACCUUCAGUUUGGUGAGGCGACGCUGACUUUAGCUAGCGAAUGUAAAGUAGGUCCCAGGCAGCGAGCGUAUUUUUUUAAAAAAAAACCCAAUGAGACUAGAUUUUCUUGAUCCUUAAAGAGUAUCUGUUAAAAAUUUGCGGGGAAACCUUGAUAUGCGGUGAAAUCUUGAUAUGGUAGCAACGUCAUUAACCUGAGUGUAAAAAUAUCUGUGGAGAUUAAUAAUGACCGGAAGUCGCUGAGUGUGAUAAACACCUGUAACAGCCAAUAAGCAAAGAACUCAUGAUCUUUACUCGUCAACUGCAGUUCAAGUCAUCGUCAAGGGAUCUAUCUUAAAAUUACGAUGAGUUUUGGAACGUGUAACUGGUUGUAUUACUUGGCACAUACCGGAAACAGGUUCACCAGGAAAGUUGAAAGCUUUUCAACUUUAACUUGACAUAUCGAUUACCUUUAAAUCACGUAAACCGGAGACAAAAAUCUAGAAUGUUCCAUAUAACGAUCUUUAUAAUUCUUCUUCAAGUAACGUGCGGUGCGGUACAAGAAAGAGAGGACUGUCAUUCAAGUUUGCAUAACAAGCAGUCUGAAGUGAGAGACAAACUUCCUGCGAAGAAUCUGACUAAAAUCUAUACUCUCAAGCAUUCGCUUCAAAGAAAUCCGUUCGAUAUCUGGUACUUCAAAGAUAAGUUUAAGUCUUUAGAAGAUUUAUUACUUACGACCGAGAAGUACAACAACCAGAUUGUUGAACGACAAACAACAAAAUAUCGUCUUAGAAAUGUUAUGGGAAAAGUUCUACUUGGUCAAGAUAUUGGCCUUAUUGUAAUGGGUGGAUCAACAUCGGCUGGAGGUGGAUUAAUCAACGAUUUCUCCAAUCUAAAAGGAGUUUAUUAUCGUGUUUUUGUCGAUUGGUGGCAGAAAGCCAUACAGCCUUUCACAGGAUCUCGCGUCAAAUUGCGUAAUCUCGCCGUUGGAGGAACUUCUAGCGACUUUUUCUAUUAUUGUUACAAAACCUUAAUGAGACCUGAGGAUAACUCAGACAUUAUCUUCCUUGAACUUUCAAUAAAUGACUAUCUUCAAUUCAAGGACUCUAAAAAGCCAAGUGCGUCCUCUCUUGAAAAACUUACAAGGCAGCUCCUCGAGGAAAAAUCUUCCCCAGCAGUAGUGUAUGUUAAUUUUACUCCCGGAAGUAAUAACAUUCCCAUAUGUGACAACCUAGAGAAUCACGGGCAGACUAUGCUAGCCUGGCAUUAUGGGAUAACAAGUUUCAGUAUGCGCGAGUCGUUAUGUUCAAAUGAUGGAGACAGACAAUUUCCAGCGUUUUUCGCCUCAGAUGGAAAUCACAGCGGUAAUAUCGCACAAGCACAAAUCGCUAUGAUGAUAAUCAACAACGUUCGUAACACUUUAUUAGACACUAUAACAAAUACCCAUCGAGGACUCUUUUAUUUGCGAUGUAUCGACUUACCGAGACCUGUUUAUUUUGCGGGCAAACAAGGAUCUGUCCCAGGCCCUCUCUGUUAUUCUCACCUAACACCAGACGUAAGUAGCACGUUCUUCAAUCCGUCUCUCUCUGUCACAGAAAUAGAAAUUACGGGAUUUAAGCGCACUCGAAAUCUACCUAUUAGCGUUGCUGGAAGUAGUCCAUUGGAAAAGAAACUCCGGCCUGUGCGGACUGAUGGUUUUGGUGGAUGGGAGGCAGAGAAAGUAAACUCUACUCUACAACUAAAAAUUGAUUUUCCUUUUGAUGGCAUUUCUGGGGAUAAUCAGACUAGAGAUGUUAUCGUAGCCUUCCGAACAAAUGGUUAUGGAGGAAAAGCAGAAGUUUCAUUGGACAAACGUAAUAAAAGUUUCUAUGCUGAUGCUUAUUCCAUAUUUGGAUAUACACGACUCGUAAAGGUAGCGCGUCGCGUGACACCAGGAAGCCACAAUCUGAGUUUUAAGAUUGUAAAAAGCGGAAAGUUUGCUUUAUGCGGUAUAAUGACUGCAGGUCCAGAACCCGAGCCAUGACAAAGUAAUGAGCCUAAACAAGACUCUGUUGAUCAUGUGACUGUUACGAUUGGGCAGGAACUAGAAACUCACCAAAAGAAUGCAUCACGUACCUAGCUGCUUUCGGGCAAAACAUGAUUAUCGGAUCAGAGGCCCGUUUCUCGAAAGUCCCGGUAACUUAACGG
Molecule: messenger RNA, 2349 nt
Organism: Stylophora pistillata
Lineage: Eukaryota; Metazoa; Cnidaria; Anthozoa; Scleractinia; Pocilloporidae
Source: RefSeq, a predicted model, not a curated record